This is a messenger RNA of Andrographis paniculata, 1312 nucleotides long. RefSeq lists its product as uncharacterized. NCBI's taxonomy places the organism in Eukaryota, Viridiplantae, Streptophyta, Magnoliopsida, Lamiales, Acanthaceae. The transcript is spliced from 5 exons. The coding region runs from base 170 to 922 and encodes 250 amino acids. The record is from RefSeq and is a predicted model, not a curated record.
ACACCCUAUGUAAAACUUAACCGACAAUAAAAGGUACCCAAUUUGUAUUUAUAAUUCGCGGCAUCUCAACCAAUAAAUUUUAUGUUCCCGCCGAACUGAUUCCAAGUUUGGUGCAAUUGGAUCGAAUUUCGAACAAAUUUCCUGGACAAGAUUUUCGAAAGAGCGAGCAAUGAGCUCAAGGAAGUUCUCCAUCAGGCCCGUCGGCCAGCGCUCAAUCUCUUCCACGUUCCUCUUCCGCCCCUCCAACCGGUCGAGCGAUGGUGGAAAGGAAGACCGAAUCGGAUCUGCAAGUCAGAAGAAUUCACAACUUUCGCUGGCUGAUUUCCUGAACACGAAGUUGCACAGGAGCUCUGUUCUGCCGUCGUCUGCUCCGGUAUGUACUUUACAUAAUCUAAUGCUCAAUAGACCCGACAAUGAGCGUGGGACUCUGUUAACUCAGGGGAAAGAGAUGCCUUCUUCAUUCCCAUCACCUGGUGAAGAUUCGGAUAGGGGUGCACAAGGAGAAAAGUGGGGAGUAGAUACAGAUGUCAAGUUUUCAAUUGGAAAUGCAUUCCAUAUCUUCAAGAAUGUUGAAAAAGACCGAAGCAAUUCUGACAACAUUAAUGAAGCCAAUGCAACUGAUGUUAUCGACGGAAAUGAGCUGGGACAAACAAGAAAAAGGAAAGAGUCGAGCAAAGGACACGAAGAUAAGACACCUUCCCGGAAGAGAUUGGCUGUUCUUGGCGAAGAUUCAAAACCGGAACACAAUAAAAGACGGUUGAAUAUUGCCCACAAGGAACCUAGACCCUUUUAUAACCAUUAUAAGAAUGGGGGCGGUUGGUGGGACGAUAACAUGGAGGGUGUCGACAACAAAGAAGUUGGUUGCAAUGAUCCAUGGGAGGGAAUGGGCUGCACCACCCUAGGAGGCAUCAACUGGGAUUAGGCUAACUUAGCAGCAGGCGAAGGAAUCGAUCUUCUUGAAUCAAACAAAAACCAGGUACGUACUCUAACUAUUACAUAUCUCUGAGUAGCCUAAUUUUGCUCCUACCUUGUUUUCUCUAGGCGUAGUAUAUGAAUUGUGUUUCCAUGCUCAGUAAAGAUGUGUCAUUAAGUUCAAAUGGGGAAUGAUUUGAAGCAUUUGUUUAGCUUAUGUGCUUCAUUUUUGUUUUAGUUAGGCCAAGGCUGCACACUGUAAAUAAUAGUUUAUCUAUUUUACUAUUUUUGAUUAUCUACCACGGUAUAUAUAUAUAUUUUUCAAUUUAGUAAAUAUGGUUUCACAUGGUAAUAAAAUUUCUUUAUAUUUCAUUUAAAGUUUUCAAUAUAUUACUAUCUU